AUGACGACGGAUCGCCACCCGAGCCAGCCUCCAUCAUCCCCUCUUGAUGCUCCGGCGAAGCAGGCCCUCGCCAGCAACAACAUGGCAGGAGAUUCUACUAACGAAAGCACUGUUUCUGUAGCCAAGGGACCGGUUCUCAGCCCCGAGCCAUUGUCCAUUUCCACUGGCACCAGCCCAACGAGCCCCCGGCGCUCAGCUUUUGGUGUUACUGCUUCCUCACCCAGCCAGGCCACUUCACAACAGCAGCUUAACGAAUAUCGAGAAAAGCUUGCACGCGACCUCGAGCGCCGAGAAUUGUCGGCUAGAGGCCUGAUGGCGAGCCCAAAUGACAAGAGCCGAGUCUCUCCCAUCCCUGAGGAGGGGCUGUCGAGUUCACCGCUUCAUACAUCGACCCUAACAACAACUUCCACCGAGUCUGGCGCUACUGUUCGAGGUGCUCCCACCCCAGGACCCAUCGCGGGUACCCCAUCCUACCCUUUCCCUCGGAUGGCACCCGCCGGCUUUGUGCCUUCGUACCUGCAUAGGCCUUUUACUGCCCUGUCUCCAACUGGUGCCCCUCGUUCCUCCAACUUCGGUUCUUUCGAGGCCUUGGGCAUCGCCGCCCACGACAAGGUUCUUUCGGGGAACUCGACACCCGCCUCCAACUUCACUUUCAACCCUUCCGUCAUGUCCCCUCAACCUGAAAAUCUCGACUUUCCCAACCCUAACCUGUAUGACCUCUCUCUGAUGCUGGCGGCCGAGCCUGGCCUGGAUGCUUGGUGGAAUACUGUUGUUCAGAUUAUGAGAGAUGUGUAUAAAGCUGAGCGGGUAACAUUAGCUAUUCCAGCUGACUCAACAGACAUCGAAAAUGUCCCAUGGGGUCAGAAAGCCACUUUCAAUCAGCAUAAGGAAGAUGACUUGAGUCUUGGAUAUAUGGCUGCAAGGGAGGCCAGCAGCAUGGUCUUGAGCCCUAGCGACAACGAUCGAUCUGCAGCUGGGUCCAACGCUGCGGCAUCGAGUCCUGAUGAUACCCUCCGCGUCAACUCUGCCGCUGUCCGACCCGGCCUUUUGAGUCGACACUCAUUCACCACCUAUGAGGAGAACAAGGAGAGGACCCAAUCUCGCUCCCCAGGGCACUCUCGACGGCCUUCAUACUUGACAAGAAGCCAAAGCAAUUACCCCGCCAGCCGUACCCCUCGGGAAACCCAAGAGGACUACGCCAAACUUAACAAGUCGGCUCUCGAUGAGCACGACGCCAUUGAGCAGCAAAUUCCUAGUUGGGAGGCCCCGCUCAUGGGGGAGAAGGAAGGACAGGGCCGUGUUUUGCCUGUCCUGCAAGCUCUCGAUUAUGAGGCAGAUCCCCUCAUUGAUCAUAGUGGUGUGAUGCGAGUGCUUGAACGUGGAAGGGCUAUUGCACUAACGAGAAGUUACCCCUAUCUCGCCAACGAGGCCUCUGCCGAGCCUUUAAAGCAGUCAAAGACGACUGCUCAAGAGGGGACCUCUGAUCCCGCAGGCAGGAAGACAUCCGGCAGGCCUCGUUCCGACUCAUUCUCGAAACUAUCGUCAAUAUUUAGUGGCACCAGCACCUCCCGGCCAUCAAUCCGAAGUAAGCCCCUUUCCAGCAGCGAUCGAGCAAAGACGAUAGCAUCACGCCUCGAAGGGCGAUUGGACGAAGAGAGGCCGCGACCCCCAACUCCCAAGUACGAGGAAUUCGAACAAGCGCCACCCUCGCCAUGGUCACAAUCUCCAGCCCCUUCACCCGCCGUUCGAUCCGACCCCAAGGAGAAUCCCUUCUUUACAGACGCUAUGGUGGACGAAGACUCCUUUAACCCAGACACUGGCACAGCUGACUACACUGGAAUACGCCCGCCAGAGGCUAUUGGCGUCGACAACUCAUGGACAGUACUCCACAUCCCCUUAUCCCAUGUUCUCCUCUCGAAACCGACACGAACUUUCAAACUCGACAGCACUCUUAUGGAACAAAGGUCCCACUCUCGAGCCAAGAGCGAGCCUGCUGCAAAUGCAUCCACCACUGGCGAUGAAGCCGGUCGAAGCACUCCUGAUAGCCUCAGGAAAGACAAGCCCGCCCCUAUCGCCAUUCUCUCUAUACUGAGCUCCGUUAUUCCGUAUCCUUCCAACCUUCGACACUCCCUCGAACAUCUUGCGCCCCAUAUGGCCACCACUUUCUCAUUGUGCAGGCACUACAGCAAUCUCGAGACUGAACUUGCAGGCCUGCAACGUAAACGACCACAAACUGCUGGAUUUGGCGCGGUUGCGCACGACGGUCGCCCCCUGGACGGCAUGGCGUAUCUUGCAGCAGACGACAUGCUCCCCCACCAAUCCUUGGCUGGAAGUAUGACGAGCCCGAGCGAUUACUCUGGAGUGUCCAAGAGCGCCACUGGAUCUCCUCUCGGGACGCCUGGCUGGGAUCAAGGGCCUGUUGGCUUCCUCGCCGACAAGCGGCCACCACCGACUUCAAGUCCUGCCGCAACACCGCAGGGAGACGGAUACUUUAGUGCCAGGCAGCGGACAGCGCCUGCAAGGCAUGAGAAUCUUGUUAGCUCAGGCACCCCCCGAGCGAGAACAACAUCAAAGGACAGUUCACCAUCAGAGAAGCGAAAUUCUCGUCUCAGCGGCCCACCAUCCUUGCAGGAAGCACUAGAUCCAGUUGUUUCUGUUGAUAAUAAGACAGUCCGUACCUCACCCGACGAAUCGACGAGCUCUGCGACGAAGCGAUCGGCGCAGACAGAUACGCGGGCUGUCAGUAUAGAUGCCUCAGAUGUCGUGGGCAGCGACAACUCGGCAGAGAAUUUGGCUGACUCUGCAAAGACUGGACGUGGCAAUCGCCAAGGACACAGCAUGCUGCACUCUUACGGUGCUGAUUUUGCCUCGACCUUUCAAUCUCUUCCGCCUAGCUCUACACUUUCGGCCAGACCGACACCCAUUGCUGCUCCUUCUCGAAGUGGCUCGAUAAAUUCUACAGCAGCCGACAUGCCUCCACCGUCCGACAGGCUGAAGGGACUUAUUCUCGAUUCACUACCGGCCCAUGUCUUCGUCGCGCUUCCGCAAACUGGGGAGAUUGUCUGGGUGAAUAGUCGAUAUCUUUCCUAUCGAGGACAGACAGCCACCGACCUCGCUGCAGAUCCCUGGGGAAGUCUUCAUCCUGACGACCGAGAUGAGUAUCUGAAGGCUUGGGGCCAUUCGGUUCGGACGGGAGAGCAGUUUUCUAGGACUGUUCGAAUCAAACGAUUCGAUGGCGCCUACCGAUGGUUUUAUGCCAGGGCAGUCGCUUCCAAGGAUAAGAGGGGGGUCAUCAUGCAGUUCCUCGGAUCCUACAUGGAUAUCCAUGACCAGCACAUCGCCGAGUUGAAAGCGGCACGCCAGGAGGAAAUUGAAGCCUCUGAGGCCAAACAUCGACUACUCGCCAACCUGAUUCCACAGAUUAUCUUUACGGCAACUGAAGACGAGGGCAUUACAUUUGCCAACGAACAGUGGCUGUCUUACACCGGCCAAAGCUUCUCAGAUUCGCUCGGUCUCGGCUUCAUGGACUUUGUGCACCCGGAGGAUCUGGCCAAAUGUCGCAUUCCGUCAACCCAGCCUUCCACACCCAGUGGACGGAAGCGCGAGGAGGAGAACAAGGUGUACCAGCAAGGGUCGAUAUCCUCCGAAGCCACCUCGACGAGCACGAUCCAAGCACUCAAGACACAGACAUUGCAAACACCACAGGACUCACCUCAUCGAAACCUGCAGCAGCCCCUAUCUCGAAACAAUAGCUCGAGCAGCAGUUCCGUAUACGAAUGGCCUUCUGCUGACUUGACUGAGCUUGCUCGUAAAGGCAUCAUCAAGGUUGCGACUGACAGUGCCGGCCGAGUUUCAUACACGACUGAGGUCCGACUUUUGUCCAAGACUGGAGAAUACCGAUGGCAUCUGAUCCGAUGUGUCGAAAUUGAUACCAUCGACUUUGGUAGUGGUGCCAGCUCCUACUUUGGCUCUGCUACCGACAUCAAUGACCACAAACUCCUCGAAACCAAGCUCAAGGAAGCCAUGGAGAGCAAGGGCAGAUUCCUCAGCAACAUGUCCCAUGAGAUCCGAACGCCUCUGAUUGGUAUCUCGGGUAUGGUCAGCUUCUUGCAGGAUACUACCUUGAAUGAAGAGCAGCUCGAUUACACCAACACGAUCCAGACAAGCGCCAACAGCCUGAUCAUGAUUAUCAACGACAUUUUGGAUCUCUCCAAGGUCGAUGCUGGCAUGAUGAAGCUGAAAUAUGAGUGGUUCCACACCCGGUCCCUUAUCGAGGAUGUCAACGAGCUUGUUUCAACAAUGGCGAUUGCCAAGCGCCUCGAGCUGAACUACCUUGUCGAGGCUGACGUACCUGCGUGGGUCAAGGGUGACAAGGUACGGAUUCGCCAAGUCCUGCUGAACGUGACUGGCAAUGCUAUCAAGUUCACUUCCGAGGGUGAGGUCUUCAGUCGGUGUCGUGUGUACACGGCCAAGGGCUCCGAUAUGGACGAGAACGAGAUAAUGCUCGAGUUUUCCGUCACCGAUACCGGGCGUGGAUUCUCCAAGGAGGAGGCCGACCUGAUCUUCAAACCUUUCAGUCAAAUUGAUGGAAGCAGCACUCGUCAACAUGGCGGUAGUGGCCUGGGACUUGUCAUCUCGAGACAGCUAGCUGAGCUGCACGGAGGCACGAUGACAGGCAGGGCUACUCCUGGAAAGGGCUCUACUUUUACAUUCACCGCUCGAUUCGGCCUUCCCACAGCCGACGACCAUCCAAAUCUGCCUGAUAGUCCCCCACCAACGGGAGCUUUUACCCCAAGACCAGAGGUAGUGGACAGCGUUCCUGGUAGCAUCAAGCCCCUGCCCCCACCCCGGCAUCUGCGCGCCAUUGAAGGUACUAGCACUGGAGGGACGAACUCCGAGUUCACUUCACCUGGGGAUGUUUCUGUUGGCAGCUCAAACCCAUCUGUCCGCUCUGGAAAGUCACACAUCACCGAUCGAUCAUCGGCAACGUCUGUCACCACUGGGCUGGCUCGCUUCAGUGAAGCAGCCAAGGCCAGUGGCCAAGACUUGUCCCAGAUGAAGCUCGAGAUGCCUUCAGGCCGUAGCUCUCCUGGGACACAUCUGGCACACGGCAGUGGCACGCCUGAGGAUUUCCGGCCGCCCAUGUAUUCGAUUCUUAUCAUCUGCCCUCAGUUCCACAGCCGCGAAGCUACGACACAACACAUUGAGAUGACUCUGCCCAAGGAUGUUCCUCACCAAAUCACAGCCCUGUCGACUGUCGAGGAGGCGCAGACAUUGAUUGGCGGCGAGGAUCCCAUCAAGUUUACACAUAUUGUCAUCAACCUUCCUUCAGCAGAAGCCAUAAUUGCGCUCAUGGACGACAUAACGAGGUCGCAGACGAUCGAUAAGACGACCAUCCUCGUCCUGUCCGACUCAGUGCAGCGGCAGGCAGUGAUGAAGCUGGCAGCCAACACCAAGUAUGAGCAGCUCCUCUCAGAGAACCUGGUGACCUUCAUCUACAAGCCUGUCAAGCCAUCCCGAUUCGCCGUCAUCUUUGACCCCAACAAGAUGCGCGACCUGAGCAUAGACCGAAACCGCUCGACGGCGCAGCAGAUGGUUGAGAACCAGAAGGCUAGCUACCAAGAGAUUGAGCGACGCAUGGGCAACAAAGGCUACAAGGUGUUGCUGGUCGAGGAUAACCCUGUCAACCAGAAGGUGCUCAUGAAGUAUCUCAACAAGAUUGGCGUGGAUGUUGAGAUCGCCGUUGACGGUGUUGAAUGCACUACAAUGGUCCUCUCAAAGCCGCAUAGCCACUACUCUCUCAUCUUGUGUGACCUUCACAUGCCUCGCAAGGACGGCUACCAGGCGUGCCGUGAGAUUCGCCAGUGGGAGACGUCGAGUGGCCAUCCCAACAUGCCCAUCAUCGCUCUGUCAGCCAACGUCAUGUCGGAUGUGCAGGACAAGUGUGUCGCGGCGGGAUUUAGCGACUACGUCACGAAACCGGUCGACUUCAUUGAUCUCAGUAGGGCCAUGUCCAGGUUCUUUUGA
Molecule: messenger RNA, 6027 nt
Organism: Fusarium falciforme
Lineage: Eukaryota; Fungi; Ascomycota; Sordariomycetes; Hypocreales; Nectriaceae
Exons: 2
Coding region: 1-6027 (2008 amino acids)
Biological process (GO): phosphorylation; phosphorelay signal transduction system
Molecular function (GO): protein binding; phosphorelay sensor kinase activity
Source: RefSeq, a predicted model, not a curated record